This is a messenger RNA of Morus notabilis, 1422 nucleotides long. RefSeq names its product probable prolyl 4-hydroxylase 3. Bases 390 to 1253 code for a protein of 287 amino acids. The transcript has 8 exons. The record is from RefSeq and is a predicted model, not a curated record. Gene Ontology annotation, cellular component: endoplasmic reticulum. Lineage: Eukaryota; Viridiplantae; Streptophyta; Magnoliopsida; Rosales; Moraceae. Gene Ontology annotation, biological process: peptidyl-proline hydroxylation to 4-hydroxy-L-proline. Gene Ontology annotation, molecular function: procollagen-proline 4-dioxygenase activity; iron ion binding; L-ascorbic acid binding.
AGGGGCUCUUCGAGAAGUAUCCAGUCAAAACUUAGCUCUAAACAUGGUGCAGCACACAAUACGGUAAACGCAAGGAAAACCAAACCGCUAUUGUUUCGAUUCACGAAAACGAAAUUGCCGAAUUCACGAAAACGAAAUUGCCGAAUUCUUUUUGCCUAGAGAUCUUGGAACCUAUAAAUACCAUUACUGCCCUUGAAGUUGAAACGUCCCGAGCGCGAUUAAACAAUUCAAUUAGAUUCUGAUAGAGUUUCGUGCCUAAAUCACUCAAUCAGAGAGGUUUUAGGGCGGAAAUUUUCAAAAAUCAGAAGGAAAGGCCUCGUUCUUGCCAUAGAAGCUAGGGUUUUCGAUUCUCCGGUCGAGCUUUUCAGGGAAUUCGAGCCCCUCCAACAAUGGCGAAGGGGCGUUAUACUCGGUUGCACGGUAGGAAAUGGUCGACGUUCACGCUCGUCUUCUCGAUUCUGUUCAUGCUAUCGGUUGUCCUUCUGAUGCUUUUGGCUCUCGGAAUCGUCUCUCUUCCGGUGAGCUCCGACGAUUCUCCGCCUAACGAUCUGAGCUCAUUCAGGCGCAGGAUUGUCGAGAGAGGUGACGAACUGGGGAAGAGAGAAGAGCAGUGGACCGAGGUUCUCUCUUGGGAGCCAAGAGCUUUCAUAUAUCAUAAUGUUUUGUCCAAGGAAGAAUGUGAAUACUUAAUUAGUAUUGCUGAACCACAUAUGGUGAAAUCAACUGUUGUUGAUAGCAAGACAGGACGAAGCAAAGAUAGCAGAGUUCGUACUAGCUCUGGCAUGUUUCUCAAGAGAGGACGUGAUAAGAUAAUAAGGGAUAUUGAAAAAAGAAUAGCAGACUUUACUUUUAUUCCUGUAGAGCACGGUGAAGGACUUCAAAUUCUCCACUAUGAAGUUGGCCAAAAGUACGAUGAACAUUUCGAUUACUUCCUUGAUGAUUUCAACACAAAAAAUGGAGGCCAAAGGGUUGCCACUCUACUAAUGUAUCUGUCAGAUGUUGAAGAAGGCGGCGAGACAGUAUUUCCUUCUGCUAAGGGAAACUUCAGUUCAUUGCCAUAUUGGAAUGAACUAUCUGAAUGUGGGAAACAGGGUCUUGCGGUGAAGCCGAAAAUGGGUGAUGCAUUGCUGUUUUGGAGUAUGAGACCUGAUGCAACUUUAGAUCCAUCAAGUUUGCACGGGGGAUGCCCUGUGAUUAAAGGGAACAAGUGGUCUUCUACAAAAUGGAUGCAUCUUGGGGAGUACAAAGUAUAGGCGAUAAAGGAAAGGAUCGCAUUCAGAGGAGUCCUUUACGCAGAUCAUCGUGGAUAAGUCUUGACCUUUCAGAAAUUUCACCACCGAAAUCUUUACAAAUCAGAUGUCAAAAGUUUUACGCUUCUGUAAUUCUUUUACCUUUUGUCGAUAAUGAGUACAUUUUUGUAAA